Messenger RNA from Osmerus eperlanus (European smelt), 1518 nucleotides. RefSeq names its product prostaglandin F receptor (FP) (gene ptgfr). Gene Ontology annotation, cellular component: plasma membrane. The record is from RefSeq and is a predicted model, not a curated record. Bases 1 to 1107 code for a protein of 368 amino acids. Lineage: Eukaryota; Metazoa; Chordata; Actinopteri; Osmeriformes; Osmeridae. Gene Ontology annotation, molecular function: prostaglandin F receptor activity; thromboxane receptor activity. Gene Ontology annotation, biological process: positive regulation of cytosolic calcium ion concentration; adenylate cyclase-activating G protein-coupled receptor signaling pathway; inflammatory response. The transcript is spliced from 2 exons.
AUGUCAACUAAUGGGAGUGCAGAGACUAGCAUGUCAGAAGUCAAUGUCAUCAACAUCACCUGCAGUCAGAUUGAGCUGUCCAUUACCUCCUCUGCCAUCUCCAUGACUGUGGGUAUCUUCUCCAAUACCCUGGCACUGGUCAUCCUGGUCAAAGCCUACCACCGUUUCCACCUAAAGUCCAAGACAUCUUUCCUGUUAUUUGCUAGUGGCCUGGUGGUCACAGAUAUCCUAGGCCAUCUAAUUAAUGGCUCCCUGGUUCUCUAUGUUUACAGCUCCCACAAGAGGUGGGAAACAUUUGACCAACACCACAUCCUAUGCAGCCUUUUUGGGGCAAGUAUGGUGUUCUUUGGCUUAAGUCCCCUCCUCUUUGGCAGUGUCAUGGCGGUGGAUCGCUGUCUCGGAGUUACCAGGCCUCUGUGUCACUCCACAGCCCUGGUGGCCCAUGACAUGAAGAGGCUACUUGGGUUCACUUGGCUCCUGGCUGCCUUUGUUGCCCUACUGCCGAUUCUGCUGUGGAGACCCUACCAGGUACAGCGCUCCCAGAGCUGGUGCUUCUUCUACCUGGAGGGUCCUCGUGAUUGGCUCGAUGUGUUGCCGCCACUGCUGUUCUCCCUGCUGGGCCUGUUCUCAUUGGUGGUGUCCAUCGUGUGCAACACACUGACAAGCUGCACCCUGUUGCAGUCCAGGCUGUGGCAGGAGCAUCACUGCAAAGUCCCUUCUCACCACUUUGAGAUGGUCUACCAGCUCCUAGCCAUCAUGCUGGUGUCCUGUGUCUGCUGGGGCCCUUUAUUGGUUAAUGUGAUCUUCUUGAGCACAGCAGCCAGGAAUGACCAAGCUUACUCUCGCCUGUUGUUGGUGGUUCGCAUGGCCACCUGGAACCAGAUCCUGGACCCCUGGGUCUACAUCCUGCUGCGGAAAGCCGUUCUAAAAAAGCUCUUCCGGCUGCUCGACAACUGCUGUGGCUCAAGAUCCUCUCCUGCCCUCCACCAAUUUAAGUGUAAAGGUUCUGAAGAACCCAGCACCUCCUUCGUCAGUAGGCCUCACUCCUAUUGUCUGGACAGUUUAGCACUGCCAGACACUAGGAUCAAACAUGGGACCUCAUCUUAAGCCAGGGAGGCAUCUAAACUGAGAGACUUUUCCCUGAAUCUUGAAUGUGGUGACGUGGAAGGUAUUUGAAGGGUGUAGUAUCCUAUGGAAAAGACAUCAGAAGAACAUUAUUUUAAUUGUGGGAUAUGAAACAGCUUCAUCACUGUGAGUCAAAAAGAUACUGGACUUUCAUCAGGAUGUCCAUGGUUUUGCAAGGUCAAAUAAGUUGGUUAUGGACCAUACUUUCAGACUGACAUGUUUGCUUAUUUUUACUUUUUUUCAUAAAGUAAAAACACCCCUGACUGUUCAGUGUUGUCUUGACUUGGAUUCUUAGCAGUUUUGACUUAUUAACUGUAGUGUAGUCAGAACUAACAAUAUUUUCUCUGGAUUACCUCACAAGUUCAAACUACUGUAUGGCAAAAAAAGAUUUUC